Messenger RNA from Microthlaspi erraticum, 642 nucleotides. NCBI's taxonomy places the organism in Eukaryota, Viridiplantae, Streptophyta, Magnoliopsida, Brassicales, Brassicaceae. The record is from the annotation of a GenBank genome assembly.
AUGGAGAUCAAAGUCGUUGAAGAUCAUCAAGAAAACGCUGAAGAAGAAAUCAAAAAGCCACUCCUAGAAGAAAACAGAGACUUUCCGGAUAUAGAAAGAACAACAUGGAUACAAAAGGCAAUAGGUCAAACGUUUCAAACCACGGCUCAUUUAGCUAAUCUCUUACCAACAGGAACGGUUCUCGCGUUUCAACUCUUAUCGCCGAUAUUCUCAAACGGCGGUCAAUGCGAUUUAGCUAGCAAGAUCAUGACAUCAAUGCUAGUGGCGAUAUGUGGAUUAUCUUGUUUCAUACUCAGCUUCACGGAUUCUUACAAAGACAAAAACGGUACUAUUUGCUACGGGUUUGCAACAAUCCAUGGGUUUUGGAUCAUUGAUGGAUCCACAACGCUUCCUCAAGAACUAUCUAAAAAAUAUAAGCUGAGGUUUAUAGAUUUUGCUCAUGCUGUCAUGUCGUUGUUGGUGUUUGGUGCGGUGGUUCUGUUUGAUCGGAAUGCGGUAAAUUGUUUUUUUCCGGCACCAUCAGCGGAAGCGUUGGAGGUUCUAACGGCGUUGCCGGUAGGCGUAGGAGUGUUUUGUAGUAUGUUGUUUGCAACGUUUCCUACAACACGCAAUGGUAUUGGCUUUCCAGGCUCUGGUAAAUGA